Messenger RNA from Cyphellophora attinorum, 1059 nucleotides. RefSeq lists its product as uncharacterized. The transcript has a single exon. The coding region runs from base 1 to 1059 and encodes 352 amino acids. The record is from RefSeq and is a predicted model, not a curated record. Lineage: Eukaryota; Fungi; Ascomycota; Eurotiomycetes; Chaetothyriales; Cyphellophoraceae.
AUGUCGAUCGAAACACUUUCCGAAGAGCAGCUCCGUACCUUGCGAGACGACCAGGAGCGCGUGUCUCUCUAUCUCAUAUUCGACCACGUGGCAAGGAUCCCGUCGCGCUUUCCAAACACUUAUGGUGUCGCUAAGCAGGAGUAUACGUCGCGACGAGAGACAACGAGCCUGGUGAUCACCGACAACUUCCCCGCCAGCGCAGCAAGAGCCUUUUCUAGGAUCGCCGCAGAGAAGAUCGCCCCAAAGAAGAUCGUUGCGAAGACUCAGCCAAAGGGUAGCCUGACAAAGCCGAUCAAAGCCGGCUCAGUCGCGUUCAAAGGAGCAAAGCAGGACCUCGAACCACUCAAGGAUGUGUUCAAGUGGCUUCUGACCUGCUGCGAAGGAGACAUGACUCUGCCGAAGCUCCAUCCAGACCCAAUACUGUCGAUGCUCAAGCUUCUCAAGAUCGCUGAGCUCAUCCAAGCGACGAGACUGGAUACAGUUCUUGCUAAUGGCCUCAAGUCCACCCUCCCUGUCAUGCCACAGACGGUCGAUUUCGCCACCACAGUCCGGCUGCUGGAAUAUCCUCAAGGCCAUGUCUAUCGUGACAUCGUCAUCGACAGACUGGCCGAAGCGAUCGUCUGGCCCAACGCCGCAGAUGCCCUCGAUAUCACCGAUCCACUCAUGGUCAAGCUCCGAGCCAAGGACACCGACUUCUCCUCAGCACUCGAAACGGCGGUCCGGGAGAAGAAGUUAAGCAUGGCGGCUGAGGCCGAGGCCGCGAAGCAAGCAGCUGAGGAAGCUCAACGUCUGAAGGUUGCGAUCCGAAACACGUGCAGACAGAUGCCGGGCAAUGGCAGGGAUGGACGUUGCAACAAGGAACAGCAUCGUGAGGCGAUGGCGGUUGCUGCUGUGGAGACCGAAGAAGAGAAGCGCCGAAAGGAAGAGGCUCAGCGACAGCAUGAUCGCGAGCUUGCAAAGAAGCGCUUCAGGAAGCCCAAGCGCGGUAAGCGACAGGAUAGCGCCGACAAACAGGGUCGCAAUAGGGGCGAGGGUGGCCAAGACCUGAUCCAGAUCUGA